Molecule: messenger RNA, 2496 nt
Organism: Gracilinanus agilis (Agile Gracile Mouse Opossum)
Lineage: Eukaryota; Metazoa; Chordata; Mammalia; Didelphimorphia; Didelphidae
Gene: NIBAN2
Product: niban apoptosis regulator 2
Exons: 13
Coding region: 1-2316 (771 amino acids)
Source: RefSeq, a predicted model, not a curated record
AUGACUAAAUACAGUUCCUCUUUUUUGUUAUUUUUCCUUAUAGAAAAAACUGGGAAGAUCCUGAAAGAUUUCUUCCAGUUCUAUGAAGACCAAUAUGGAGUUGCUCUCUUCAACAGCAUGCGCUAUGAGAUUGAAGGCACGGGGGGACCCCAGGCCCAGCUGCUCUGGAGGAAGGUGCCACUGGAUGAACGGGUCAUCUUCUCUGGGAACCUUUUUCAGUACCUAGAAGACAGCAAGAAAUGGCGGAAUCGCUUUAGCCUUGUGCCACACAACUAUGGGCUUGUGCUCUAUGAAAACAAAUCUGCCUACGAGAGACACACCCCACCCAGAGCCAUCAUCAACAGUGCAGGCUAUAAAAUUCUUACCUCAGUGGAUCACUACCUGGAACUCGUCGGUAACUCUUUACCAGGGCCGGCCCCCAAAUCUGGUACUGCUCCAAUUCUGAAGUGCCCUACCCAGUUCCCCCUGAUCCUCUGGCAUCCGUAUUCUCGCCACUAUUACUUCUGUGUGAUGACAGAGCCUGAGCAGGAGAAGUGGCUGGCUGUGUUCCAGGACUGUGUCCGGCACUGCAACAAUGGCAUUCCAGAGGAUUCCAAGAUAGAGGGUCCAGCAUUCACUGAUGCCAUUCGCAUGUACCGUCAGUCAAAGGAGCAAUAUGGUACCUGGGAGAUGCUCUGUGGAAAUGAAGUGCAGAUCUUGAGCAACCUGGUGAUGGAGGAGCUGGGACCUGAACUGAAGAAUGCUAUAAGCCCCCGGAUGAAAGGCAAACCCCAGGAGAGGCAGAGGCAGUGGAUACAGAUCUCAGAUGCUGUGUACAGGAUGAUCUACGAGCAGACCCAAGCCCACUUUGAGGCCGUGGCCGCCAAGUGUGAGAUGGCCCGGCCAGCCAUGGAGAGCGUCAUCCGCACUGAUAUGGACCAGAUCAUUACCUCCAAAGAGCACUUGGCCAGCAAAAUCCGAGCCUUCAUCCUCCCCAAAGCUGAGGUCUGUGUCCGAAACCACGUGCAGCCGUACAUCUCCUCCAUCCUGGAAGCCUUGAUGGCCCCCACCAGCCAAGGCUUCACUGAGGUUCGAGAUGUCUUCUUCAAGGAGGUCACGGACAUGAACCUGAAUGUCAUCAAUGAAGGAGGGAUUGAUAAGCUUGGAGAGUACAUGGAGAAGCUUUCCCAGCUGGCAUACCACCCGGUCAAGAUGCAGAGCUGUUAUGAGAAGAUGGACCAGCUGAAGCUUGAGGGCCUCCAGCAGCGAUUUGAUGUCUCCAGUGCAUCUGUAUUCAAACAGAGAGCCCAGAUCCACAUGCGGGAGCAAAUGGACAACGCCGUCUAUACCUUUGAGACGCUUCUACACCAGGAGCUGGGGAAGGGUCCCACCAAGGAGGAGCUGUGCAAAUCCAUCCAGCGUAUCCUGGAACGUGUGCUGAAGAAAUACGACUAUGAUAGCAGUACAGUGCGUAAGAAAUUCUUCCGGGAAGCCUUAUUGCAGAUCACCAUCCCAUUCCUGCUGAAGAAACUGGCCCCUACCUGCAAGUCGGAACUCCCCAGGUUCCAGGAAUUGAUCUUUGAAGACUUUGCCAGAUUCAUCCUGGUGGAGAAUACAUAUGAAGAGGUCGUCUUACAGACGGUCAUGAAGGACAUCAUGCAGGCGGUGAAGGAGGCAGCUGUGCAGCGGAAGCAUAACCUGUACAGGGACAGCAUGGUGAUGCACAACAGUGACCCCAAUCUUCACCUGCUGGCGGAGGGCGUCCCCAUUGACUGGGGGGAGGAAUACAGCAGCGGCAGCCCAACGGAGGCUGAUCUGUCUGCUGAGAAACGGCGACGGGCCAAGCAGGUCGUCUCAGUGAUCCAUGAUGAUGAGGCUGGGCUGCCCUAUGAGCCAUGCCCAGAGAUGCUAUCCCCAGGAGUGCCCGAGAAGGAGCCAGUCCCCUACCCUGCAUCCCCGGACAGCGUCAAAGAGCUACGGGGCCUGCUGGCAAAGGAGCUGCGGGUGGAGAGCCCCCAACCCACUGCUGAGCCGCUCACUAAUGGCACAUCCCCUAGAGAGAGCCCCCAACCCCUGGAGUCUGAGGAGAAAGGGGUUGGCCAACAGGUGUCUUCUCUCAACCACAUCCCCCAUGAGCCAGCACCUACUGUCCCAGGCGAGGAGGCCGUCUCACCUCCCACUACUCCCAUCCGACGUCUCCCUUCUGAAGAAGAAGCAGACAGUGAUUGCCCCAAGCCCAGUGACAAGGAGACCGGGGAAGAGGUAUCUGGCCGAGGUAGUAACCCAUACGUCCAAACCACCACAGAAGACAGCACUGGUGUGCAGACUGAAUUUUAGGCCAGAGCCAGGCCUUCCCACCCCAUGGAUUCUGGAUUCCAAUCAGGUGUGUGCCCCAGCUCCCCCGCAGCCCCCAUCUCCAACCCACCUCACCCCAGCAGUAGGCACUCAUCCUGCUGAUCUUUUGGAAUUGGACUCUGACUUUGGAAUAGAAGCAAGCCAGACUGGAUUGGGGUAGGG